Schizosaccharomyces osmophilus is the source of this 1524-nucleotide messenger RNA. RefSeq names its product serine carboxypeptidase Sxa2 (gene sxa2). Gene Ontology annotation, biological process: proteolysis. Lineage: Eukaryota; Fungi; Ascomycota; Schizosaccharomycetes; Schizosaccharomycetales; Schizosaccharomycetaceae. The record is from RefSeq and is a predicted model, not a curated record. The transcript has a single exon. Gene Ontology annotation, molecular function: serine-type carboxypeptidase activity. Bases 1 to 1524 code for a protein of 507 amino acids.
AUGAAUUUGACUAUUCAUAUUUUGCUCCUGUCAUUUUUGCUAUACACAGUGCACGGCCUUCCUGCUUAUUCUCCUUGUUCGGCAUAUUAUAAUUCUCCUCCAAAUAACAAUAAUGCUUCUUCAGGGUCAACUGCACCAACAAAUUAUAACACUUCUAAAAAAGCUGUAAAUACGGACCUGGUCACUUCUCUUCCCGAAUAUGAUGGUUCUCUUCCGGAAAUGUAUUCAGGGUAUCUCGGUGCUGAAAAUUUGAAAGAAAUUUUCUACACCUUUGCUCCAGCUACCACUUCCACUGAUAAAUUUAUUGUUUGGCUCCAGGGUGGACCGGGCUGUGCUGGAACUUUGGGGUUUUUCAGCGAAAAUGGACCCAUCAUUCUUGAUCCUAACCAUCAAACUCCCCAAGACAAUCCAAAUUCAUGGACACGAUUUGCUAAUAUGUUAUGGAUUGAUCAGCCUUUUGGAACUGGAUAUUCACAAGGCUCCCCUCUCGCUUCCACAGUGUCUAUAGCUACCAGCGACUUCAUCCAAACCCUGAAGUCAUUCUAUGCAAAGUUUCCUGAAAUGAAAGAGAAGGAGUUAUACCUAGUGGGUGAGAGUUACGGGAGCGUUUGGGGUGCUUACUUUGCGCAAGCUCUUCGUUCUGACCCAGAAUUACAUACAAUUCCAUUUGGAGGUCUUGGUAUAAUUAGUGGUUUGCUUGCUGACUAUGAAACUCAAAAUACCAUAACUGCUUCCAUGUGGUUAGACCAUGUAAAUAAAAUGGACCUGUAUUAUUCAGAUGAUGCAGCUGAAGUCUCCUCCUUUUUCGCAGCCAAAAAUCAACAAUGCGGUUAUACAGAAGUUUUGGAAAGAAUGCAGUUCCCUGUCGAACAAUCCCCGAUUCCUAAACCUCAGGUCAAUUUAACCAAUUCUUUUUCAAAGAGAAAGCGUCAGGCCGAUUCUGAUUCUAGUAAUAUCCAAGAAGCGUUCCAAAUGAUUACAGACUGUGAUACAUAUACGCUUACAGACUUUUUAUUGUAUUUGAAGAAUCAUUGCAUGAUUACCUAUGAUAUAACGCUUGACUGCAGCUUUAACAGCAACAACGAUCCUCUAACGACUUACUUAAACCGAAAGGAUGUUCAGCAACAGUUACAUGCCACUCGUGUUGAAUCAGCACUGACAUCUUCAAAGGGGAUUUUUGGAAACGGCUGCAAUUAUGAUGUUUAUGGAGAGAUUGUUAAACACGGGGCUCCUUCUAUAUUAGAGGAAGUUGUUCCUGAGUUGGUACAAAAUAACAAGGUGUCAUUUUUAGCCGGUGCUCUAGACUUUCAAAUUCUUUGGACUGGUUCAUUGUUGGCAUUACAAAAUACAACUUGGAAUGGAUGGCAAGGAUUUCAAGAAACCCCGGAUUUAAAUUCACCUUCUGGAUUCACAUUAAAUGAGCGAAAUCUUGCUUUUACACUGUCAAACAAUGUGGGUCAUAUGGCUCCAAGCAAAGAUCCGGCUAUGGUCAUUGACUGGCUCCAAAAAACAUUACUUGAUUAA